Molecule: messenger RNA, 2781 nt
Organism: Cryptococcus amylolentus CBS 6039
Lineage: Eukaryota; Fungi; Basidiomycota; Tremellomycetes; Tremellales; Cryptococcaceae
Exons: 2
Coding region: 1-2781 (926 amino acids)
Source: RefSeq, a predicted model, not a curated record
AUGGACGAAUGGGCGGACCGGCUGGAGUCAACGGAGCAUUUGGAAUUGGCGGACAGCUUGCGAAUGACGGCAGUUGAGUCGGGGGAGAAAGUGGGAAGACCAUGGUAUGAUGAGAGUUCGGAAGUUGGUGCUUUGUCGGAUGAAUCUGCCAUUCCCAGCGCUUCUUGCUCCGAAGCCGCGUGUACCCUAGAAUACUCGACUUCCGUUCUCCCCGAAGACCUCGACUUCUUCUCUCCACAAAUCGACGAGGACACUUCUCCCCCUUGCCGAGAGCUUUCUUACUCGGACUCUAUGCCGUAUCUCACUCCGCUCCCGGAUGAAUCGACUAGCGGACCUUUCACCGAGUCAUCCACGGAACAAUCCGAAGAAGUCGAAGAGUUGCAAGAGUCUACAGAGCUAUCUUCCACGGACAGUUCAGAGCAGCUCAGCGGCAGCCGCGAUCUCUCUUUCGGAAGUACUGCUCUGGAAGAAUCGGACCAAUCCAGCUUCCAAAGCCGAGGUCUUGCUGGAGGGCUGGGGAAAGGGCUGGUGACAGAGUCAAUUCUGUCGUUUGACGCUCUCGUAGAGCGAGAAUGCGUCAGCAUGGAUGAAGGCGGAAUCACCCGGGACUCGAUCAUCGCUCCCUCAACCGAAAACCAUAAGCCGGAGACUACUCGAGAGACCUCCCAAGUGUUGACCGAAAAGUCUUCCAGUAUUGACAUGGGGUCCAGUGAGGAUGCUUUCGGUGACAAGGCGGAUAUUCCUGUCGCUGAGAGCCCACCUUCACCUUCGCCCAAAACCGAGUUUCACACCGAGCAGGAUGCAGCGCUCUCGGCCUACAUCGCUACCGCCGACAUGACUCGUAACAUGACUCCCAGUCCUCCAGCGAUCGUCCCACCCCCCCAGCCUUUGACUCCUACCCAAGCCAAUAGAGCCUCCAGAGCCACAGCCGACGGUGAUCUCUCUGAGCUUAUCUCAAAGAAGACGGUGCUCUACGCUUCACCUGCGUAUCAGUAUGAGCCGUUUGAGGUGGGCGAUAGUGUCUCUGAAGAAGACAAGACUAUCGACACGAUUCAGCAAGAUGCUCCAACCCAAGAAUCAGCUUCUGCAGAGACGAAUGGUGAACAGUCAACAAAGUCGAGCGACUUUACCGACGUUGUGCUUGCUCAGGAGAAGGUCGACGUUGUCCCGGCUCCGGUUGACAGUGAUGAGAAUCCCGAAGAGGAAAGACAGCCUGUCACCAUUACCAUUCGCAUGCCGCGCGGCGAAGACUAUGUCGAGCUCCACAAGGCCGUCGUGGAACCUUCCUUCCAGCCACCAAAUGUCCCUUCUUCCAUCCGACAUACUAUACCCAAGAGCGAGACUCUUCUCAGCGUCCCGGAAGCGAGAAAGCUACAAUCAAAAGGAAACGAAGAGAGCCGUCCCACCAUAGCCUUCAUUUCGCCCAGCACCUCAUAUUAUGCCGAGGACUUUGGGAGCAGCUCGGGUCAUGUUGUUCAUCCUACCGCAGCCGAACGUUUCGCCACUGAGGCCGGGCGCAAAGCGCGCGGCGGAAAAAGUGCCGCCGAGCAUGUGGUGUACACAUUUCACCAAAAGAAGCAGCGAUCUCCAUCCUCCCCCUCUGAAGACCGCGUAGUUCAGCUACCAGAUCCCGUUUGUCCUGCCAGGCGCGACAAAUAUGUCCUCGAGCAAAAGUCGACCAUUCAUUGGCUUUGGUUUUGCCUCUUAACAGGGUUCUUUUUCCCUUUUUGCUGGCUGGUUGGGGGAUGGUUUGUGGGCAAUAAACAAUUGAGGGAGUGGUAUAGAGAUGAUCGCCACGACAUGGCCGACCGGCAAGCUGUCAAGGAUGAAGCAAAGCGAAAGAAUGCCGUCAAUUCUGCGCCCCUAGCAGGCAGUCAACAGGUCGUUCUUCGACCUGUAGCAGGACAGACACCAGCACCGGGAAGACUGUACCAGUGUCGCAGGGUGCCUUCGGUCCUGAACGCGUGCACCUCUUGUCAUCAUCCUUAUUCAAUGGCCGUUCCCCGGAUCACUACCCACUCUGAAACGCCCGACAUGCCAGCGUCUGAUACUCAAAAAGGGCAAGUUGGGGAAGCUUCUACAUCAUGCACAUCCGUUAAAGAUGUCACAUCUAGUGGUGGUGACGAGCUCGAGCCCGGACAUCUCCACAGCGUGCUCGCUCGUUCCGCUGAUCAACAGUCCGACAGCCUCGCCGUGCCCACCCAUCGAGCCAUUCGCCACAGAGAAUCUCAUUCGACUCUAGCCUCUACCUCGAGCACUGUCAUGACUGCUCCUAGUGCUCGCAGCACCGAAACUUUCUGCCCUCGCGGACUGAGCCCUGAGCCUGGCGGCGGCAGCAGUAGCGUCUCUUCCCUUGCCUCUGAGUGCCCGCCUCAACAAGUGCAAAGUGCUUCACCCGAGUCUGUCAAAGGAAGCGAGCCGCGUGGCGGGAAUAGUGCCCAUCACCCGAGCGGUGACGAGGACAAGACCGACGGUGGCAGCAUAUUUUACAGCCCCGGCUGCGGUACCCCCCUGACCACAGUUCCUUCGACACACAAUCCUCAGCUUUCCCAUCAUGCUUUGGCCGACGCCGCUGCCAAGCUACCCGCCAACUUCACAUCAGCUUCUGCUCAUGGUGUUGACAAAGAGACUGGAGAGGAUCCGGGUUGGACGAGAGAAGCUGGGAUCAAGAGGGUGAAGAAACUACGAAGGGUGAAUAAAGUGGCUGCGUUGGUUGGGUUUUCACUCUAUAUUGGGAUUGGGAUCGGAUUGGGUAUUGGGUUUACCCAUCAUGCGUCUUGA